Molecule: messenger RNA, 7392 nt
Organism: Symbiodinium sp. CCMP2456
Lineage: Eukaryota; Dinophyceae; Suessiales; Symbiodiniaceae
Source: the annotation of a GenBank genome assembly
GUCCGUGUGACACGCUUAGAAUUCCGGGAUGUACGAGAGAACAGCAAUUUCCGCUACCACAAGGAGAACCAAGAGCUCUACGACCAGGAGAUCUUUACCAAGGAUCAGGCCAAGUCAACGUACCUCAAGGUGGCCCUCAGGAAGGCCAACAAGGUUCCACAGCACCUCGAGGGAAUCCACUCACCACUCGUGAAGGUUCCACAGUACCUCGAGGGAAUCCACUCACCACUCGUGAAGGUCAAGCACGUGGUCAAGAGUCUGGUAAUCAAUAUGGUCAAGGGCCUGCAGCUACCAAUGUUGACGUUGGACCUAGUGAUAGCCAGAAUGGAACGCAGUGGCAUGGCUCAGCUUCAAGCGGUUAUGUUGAAGCAGAUGGCGAAUGACAGUGAAAAGGACAAGUCUGGCUCGAAGAGUCCGGAAGCGGUGAAGCCAGGCACGUCUACUUUGCCAGCUCUUCCUCCAGUUGAUCCUCGUUCGAGUGCAGUUGAUAUGAUGGACUGGCUAGAGAUGAUUACUACGCCAAUGCAGGACUUGUCCGACGGGUCAGCAGAGUGGUGGCGGCGGGUGAGAACGGCGGCGUCAGAAGCUUACAACACAUGGGCCAAGGCUUCCCCAGUUGAGAAGUUGGUGAUCCAGCCACCCCAUGAGGAGGAGCUGGAAUCCGGAAAGUGGAGUCGCUUGAACUCCAGGGCGGCGUCCAUGAUCUUGUUAGCACUCCACGACUCCGUCAGACAAGAGAUGGUCCAGCGACGGUCAACGGGAUCAACGUGUGCUUUGAUAUUCCGUCUACUCACGAUCUACCAGCCGGGUGGACAGCAAGAAAAGGUGCAUAUACUUCAAAGCCUUCAGCAACCAGAGGCGGAAAGCACCGCCUCAAGAGCGGUAACAGCUUUGCGAACGUGGGCACGCUGGUUGCGCAGAUGUCGAGAGCUCGGGGUGACAGCACCAGAUCCCAGCUUGUUGGCCCGUGGAUUGUCGACUAUGACAAAGCAAGUCUUAGACAAGGAUAUGGAGGUUAACUUCAGAACAAACCUCGUCAGAAGCACUCUACUGGUGGACACAACUCCUUCGUAUGACUCAGUGGAGAAGUACUAUCACCACCUCCUUGCAGAAUGUGAGGCCAUGGCAGUUGCAAGCUCAACUAUGACAACGGUGACAACUUCUACCACAACUCCCGUGAAUGCACAAAAACCGGAACCACGACUAAGGCCACUUCGAACGGAAACUCCCUCUACGCCACCGCCUCCACCUAGGCUACCGCCUACGGACCGAGGAUCAGGUGACGAAGCUGAUCGCGCAGCAAAGGCCGCCGUUCCUUGCAAGUUCUAUGGGAAGACCUACAAGGGUUGCGCAAGGGGUACCAGGUGUCCCUUCAAACACUCAUGGGAAGGGAACGAGAAGGAAAAGAACGGUCGCUGCUGGACAUGUGGAGGCAAAGGCCACCCAACAAAGGAAUGCCACACAAAGAAGACUGGUUCGCCUACUGCAGGAACGCCGAAGUCAACCGCACCGAAGCCACCAACGACGGGACCCUCAACAGCCCCUACGACAACGCAGGGAACUACAAACAAGACGGUUCGAAUCGAUGAGAUCCCGCAGGUGGAGCAUAUUUCUUCUUCCUCCUCGCAGCCAACGUCCUCUAACGAUCCUCCGAUUGACAUCAAGGAGAUGCUUGCAGAUGUGGGCAAGAUGCUCAAGUCGAUGUCAGCCGGAAGCCUAAAGCGUAUCUCGGUACUUGAAAUGGGGUUCGAAGAGAAGUUGAAGGCGGUGGAGGCCUCGAUGAGGACUUCGAUGAUUCACAAGGAGACAACAACGAAUGGUCUCCUGGAUAGUGGCGCGAGCCAUGCAAUGCGCAGUGCGUCUGAGGAGGAGUACACGAGUGGGCAUCCAGUCUCAGUGACGCUGGCGGGAGAAGAUGUUAGGGUUUUACGCCAGAAUCUACAAGGCACGGUGCUGGUCAAGAAUGAUGAAGGACAGCAAGUACAACCCAUAGUACCGCUGGGACCAGUCAUUGAGGACCUCGGAUGUUCACUGAAAUGGAAGAAGGGAUCUCUCCAGCUUUACCACCCCCAGCGCGGUUACCUGAAGGUGAAGCUGAUAAAUAACUGCCCGGAAAUCCAGGCUUCGGAUGCAAAUGCGUUGAUCAAGGAGCUCGAGGCGAAGCAUCUCUGCAAGCUAAACGAGCAAGUGGAAAAGCUGAGCGCAAGGUUGGAAGUGAUGAGAAAGGAAGAAAUGAAGUCAUGGCACGAGCUCUUCAGUGACUAUAUGACCAGCGGAAGCCAAGCCACCCUUCUGAAAGUUGUCCUCACAUGCCCUUUCACCAAGGACCUCCCGGAGGAUGUGCAGGCGAUGUUGGUUGAGGGCUUCAGUCCUGACUGCGGUGCUGACUAUCUAAAGGAGCUUCCCCUCACCAGAAGACAAAGGAGAGCGUUAAUGACGUCAUCCCAAUGGGUGGUGCAUAUCGUGGAUAAGCAGAAGGCGGAUGAUGAUGAUCCUUUCAACGUCAUUUCCAAGGCGGGGAAGAUGGUUCUGGAAGUGAACGCUCGGAGCUCUAAGUUGUGGAACUUGACAAGGAAAAACGGGGCGUACCAGAUGUUGCUGUGGGCCACCUCGAAGGGCAAAAUCGCGGAUAUCAUCUACGAGCCCCCACAUUCCACAUGGCCUACUUCCAGAAGAAAUCAUCCUGAUCCUGACCUAUAUGCCCUUCGCACUACAACGGAGCCCUACGGGAAAGCCGGACUUCCACCUCUACAGCAACAGCGAGUGAAUGAAGAGACUGCGGGCAUCGCUCGAGUAUUUCUGUUGUGGAUGGCAGCGAUGGUCAAAGGAAAGGGUCAAGUUGGUUUCCUAAUGGAGUUUCCACAAGAUGAGGAGCGUCUACGAGAACUUGAUUCACCACGAGCAUCACUGUGGGAAACAGAGUCGUGGAAGUCCUUCAAGUCAAUAAGCUCUAUGUCCACGGCAGCUUUCUAUAUGGGAGCCUAUGGUCACAGGUCUACAAGGCCAACAAAGGUGGCCACGAACUACCCCGAUUUGAUCCAGAUGAACGGAAACUAUGACUUUGGAGAACAAUGUGUUCCCCAAUCCCUGGUGGAUGAACAAACCAUGGACCAAUGGUCAAGAAAGUUCAAGUCGAUCGUCGCUGGGUCAAUCCUCAACUACCACGACAACUCGUUCGCCUUUGAGGAGGAGCUGAAGCAGGCAGGUGUGAGGAUUGGAAAGCUUACACGUGGGCAAAAAGAAGAGUGGAGACGUCAUUUGGACAACGAUCAUCAACCUUACCGAUCGGACUGUUCAGUCUGCAUAAACGCCCAAGCCAAUGGCUACAAGCACAGGCGAGUCAAGCACCCCUCUCUUUAUACAGUUGCGUUUGACUUGGCGGGUCCCUACAAACAGAAGGGAAGAUCCCUGGACAGGGACGACUACAAGUACAUCAUGGUUGCGGCGUAUCGAUGCCCCAAGCAGUACCUGUGCGCAAUGGGCAUGUCGGACUAUGAAAAGGAGAUGUAUGUGCCUGAGGAAGAAGAAGAGGACGAUCUUAUGGCUUUAGAACCCGGGAAGGAACCUCUCUCCAGUGACGACCCUGAGGAGGUUGAGGAGGAGAUGAUAGAUGACGUGGAGAAGAUUCUUCCUGCCGAGGACAAGUUAGCCUUUGAGCGGGAGGUUGAAGAUUUGACAAAGCCCCCCGAGGUUGCGACCAUCUAUAUCACCCGGGCUUUACCAAGGAGAACGACCUCAGAGGUGCUGUUGGGUGCCAAGGAUAUUCUUCUUCAACUCCGUCAGACGGGAUUGCAUGUUUCAUCGGUCCACACGGAUCGGGCACGCGAGUUCAACUCCAAGGUGUUCCGAACUUGGAUCAUGGACAACGAGCUGAAGCACACCAGAACGGCAGGAGGCGACCCCAGUGGUAAUAGUACUGCAGAGUUGGGCAUCAAAUGGGCUAAGGCUCGAGUACGUGCUCUUCUCAAGGGAUGUGAAGCGGAGCCUCGAGACUGGCCAAUGGCAAUUCAUCAUGCUUCGGCUAGUUGGUGGAGCAAGGUUUUCCCCCACAGUCCAUGGACAAGACCUCCGGCGACUACCUUUGGGAAUGAGGUGUGGUUCAGAGCGAAGGCCUAUAAGGGAUCCCAGGAGAAAAAGUAUGAGGCCGUGGGCUCGCGAUGGAAAAGAGGAUGGUACCGAGGGCCGGCAGCUGAUGUUUCAAAGGGGCACCUGAUUGUCCGAGAGGAUGGCGGAUUGACAAUAGCCAAAAGCGUGAAGUACAAUGUGAUUGACCCGGUUUCCUUGCAAGGACUACUUCCUCCUGGUGAAGCUUCUGGAGUACCUCAUCAUGAAAGCGACGACAAACCUCAGAGCAGGGUGGAGCUUAAAAAUGAGAUUGAGUAUAUCUCACAAAGGCUGUUACGCGAGGAAAACUUCGACACCAAGGAGGUUCUGAAGCUGUACGACAAGCUUGAGGAGCUCGGGGACACGGACUUGCGGAUAGGGAAGAAGACCUGCGUGUCGUCAUGGUUCACAGGAGCUUUUGUCCAUGGAGGAAAGGCUGGUCUUCGAGCAAAUGUUAAGCUCUACCCAAACACUACGAGAUACCUUGCGGCAUUUGGUCGGAAGGUGAGUGGUGGCCGUACUUUUAGUGCGGUUGGAAUUGCACGAAAUGCAAACCUGGGAAUACACCGUGACGUCCACAACUACAAGUCCUCAAGGAAUAUGAUACUUCCUCUUACAGAGUUCUCCGGAGGAGGUUUGUGGUUGCAAGGUGCCAGCGACAAGGAAGGCAAAAGUGAAUCCAGACAGUUGUCCAAUGGUACAGUCGUGGAGGGCAAGAUCCGGGAACUACGACAAGGUGAACUGUUGGACUUUGCACCCGAUCAAUGGCAUGAAGUUCAGCCGUGGGAGGGAGAUCGAGUGAUCUUUCUAAUGUAUACGCCAAGGGCAACAAAGCUCGAGGGACAUCAUGUACAAGAUCUGGAAGAGACGGGAUUCGUCAUCGACUACAACUCACUCAAGGCCUCGGUUGAAGAGGUUGGAGAAUGGGAUGAGGAGGAGCCGGGACCGCAUGAUGCAAGAGUUCGGCGAUCCUACGUUGCAAAGGAUUCGGGCAAGGACACGACUUUCGUUGAGCUGGAAGAUGACUAUGACUCGUUCUGGGAAGGACCUACGAAGGUUGGAUUGCCAAGGCCAAUUUCAGAGUUGUCUAAAAAGGACCAGAUGACGGCCAAGUUGAUGAAGAUGAUGAAGAAGGCUGAAAUCCAGUACACUCCUGACAUUGAGCAGGUGAUCCAGGAGCUUGAGAAUCAGGGUAAGAGCCUUGAGGUCACUCAUACAGUGAGCUUAAAGGAGGUGAAGCAAAACCUCCAGAAAUGGGUCGAAUCAGCCAAGAAGGAGUUCACAAACCUUAAGGACAACAAGCGGGCUUUCGUGAUCAAGAAGCAGCAUGAGCUCCCGAAAGGGUGCAGAAUAGUUCCAUGCAAAGGAGUGUACACCGUGAAGCCAGAUAAAUCACCACAAGGCUAUCGACGGAAAACUCGUUUCGUUGCAUGUGGGAAUCACGUGCCGGAGGAGGACUCCUGCUUUGAUCUAUUUGCCGCAGGCCUUGACGCUUCAUCGCUACGGACAAUGCUUGCAUUUACAGCAGGCAAACCAUGGACUACAGCAACGACAGACAUAAGACAAGCUUUCGUCCUAGCGCCGUGGCUAGGCCACCCAGUUGCACUAUCACCUCCCUCAAUAGCUUACGAACUCGGCAUAGCAGAGCCAGGUGACUACUGGUUGGUACAGAUGUCAAUUUACGGACUACGAGAAUCUCCCGCUCUUUGGAGCAGUUUUCGUGAUGAUCAACUACGGGCCGCUAGGUGGGAGACUGAGGUUGAUCGCGAGAUGGUCACUUUGAAGCUGCAGCAGCUGAUAUCUGAUGAUCAGGUGUGGAAGAUUGUCAGAGCCUCCUCUCCUGAAAAGGAACCCCUCGGCUACCUCAUGGUAUACAUUGAUGACCUUCUCAUUACUGGAUUGGAUCCUGUUGUGAAAUCGUUCUUCAGCUGGGUGGAAGCGAAGUGGGAGUGUGACUCGUUGAACAUCCUGGACACCCAGAACCCCAUCAGGUUUCUUGGAAUGGAGCUUCAUAAGCGCAAGGAUGGGUUUGAGAUCGCUCAAGAAGGCUUUAUCAACGAGCUCCUACGUGCUCACCAACAUGGCGGUGGACGGUCAAAAACACAAGGUCCGAGGGAAACUCUGUUAUUGUCAGAAGAGGAGGAGCAAGCCCUGUUGUCUGCAGAAACAGUUCAUCUUCAAGGGCGAGAACAAGAAGUCAAAGAAGCUCAACGACGAGUCGGUGAAAUGCUAUGGCUGUCAAGCCGUUCAAGGCCAGAUGUGAUGUACGUGACUUCCCUCAUGGCUUCGAAGAUCACCAAGUCCCCGGAUUUGGUGAACCGAAUAGGUGAACGACUACUUGAUUACCUUUGCGAGACCAAAGGAUACCGCCUGAAGUUUGUGGGAACAGAUAAAUGGACCUUGGAUGUGUACACAGAUUCCUCAUUCGCGCCUUCAGGAGGAAAAAGUCAAGGUUGUGCCGGAGUUUUCUUCGGAGGAAAUGCUAUCACAUGGCGUUCCUCUCGCCAACAGUUAAUGACAUUGUCGACAUGUGAAAGCGAACUACUGGAAGCGGUGGAUGGCAUUCUACUUGGACUUUCUACGAAGGGAUUGAUUCAGGAAUUAUGCCAAGAAGAUCUCCCAGUGAAUACCCUGGUCGAUAAUACCGCGGCAGUGACGCUUCUCACUACUCCCAGUGGAAGCUGGCGCACCAGGCAUUUGAAGCUUCGUUACAACUGGAUCAAAGAACGGAUGUCAACCAAAGAAGUGUUGGUCAGUCAUGUUAGUGGAGAAUUUCAACAUGCCGAUUUAGGCACCAAGCCGAUGACCCGCGACCGGAUGAAGCACCUUAUCUCUUUAUGGGGCAUGGUCGACUACGCGGACGAUACAAAGGUCUCGGUCAAAGCCACUACGAUACAUCAGUCGUGGCUUAAAAGGUUGAUGAUGUUUUGCCAGGUCUGUGGAACGGCAGCCCAGAAAGAUCAUUUGUCUGCAGAGAUUCCUUGGGAUCUUUAUGUGGCCAUCUUGGUUCUUGGAAUAGCUGUCAUCGGAAUCUGGGAAGGCAUGAAGCAUUGCGGCCGUCAGCGACAAGCACGACUUCGAGCACUACGAGUUAAAGCGGACAAGGCCGAUAAGAAGCUUACAAAGACCGAGUUGAAAGAGCUUCAACGUUUGUUGGCAGUUUCAUAUGCGGAUUUAGGAAUACGAGCCGCCAUCAAGUGGAGGAGUGCAGAAAGUACUGAUCCCUCUGAAUGCACAUGUUGUCUGUGGACGUUUGUAAAGCUGUACGUCGCAGCGGUGUGGCUUUAA